Molecule: messenger RNA, 339 nt
Organism: Budorcas taxicolor (takin)
Lineage: Eukaryota; Metazoa; Chordata; Mammalia; Artiodactyla; Bovidae
Gene: ACBD7
Product: acyl-CoA binding domain containing 7
Exons: 4
Coding region: 1-267 (88 amino acids)
Biological process (GO): fatty acid metabolic process
Molecular function (GO): fatty-acyl-CoA binding
Source: RefSeq, a predicted model, not a curated record
AUGUCCCUGCAGGCUGAUUUUGACAAGGCGGCCAAAGACGUGAGGAAGCUGAAAACCAGGCCAGAUGAUGAGGAAUUAAAAGCGCUCUAUGGACUCUACAAACAGUCUGUAAUUGGAGACAUAGAUAUUGAGUGUCCAGCACUGUUAGAUCUAAAAGGAAAGGCUAAGUGGGAAGCCUGGAACCUUCAGAAAGGAUUAUCAAAGGAGGAUGCCAUGGGUGCCUAUAUUUCUAAAGCCAAAGCGCUAAUAGAAAAAUACGGAAUCUAGAAUUCAGCCUGUGAGAGAAUUUUCCUUCUGAAGCCUUCAUAAUGGUAUCGUGACCUAAUACUUAGGGGAGAA